CUGUUUAUUUAAGUUGUGCUUCAUAAUCGAUUGUUUUGUUUUUGAGUGUGCUUCAUUGCGGUGACGUGUGCACUCAUGCGCGCUCUAAACUUCGCGGAUUACGAUCAUCGCGGGGCACUCGGCUCAGGGGUUAGGUAUGUUUGGAAUUGUUCGUCAAAAAAAGGCAUGCGGCAAUUGUGAAGAAUAUUUCCUGCAUUCUAUCGCACCCACGAACACACCCCCACCCACCCACCCCGAACGCACCCUCAUCACACACGUGUACACUUAACCAAGUGCAUAGAGUUGCGGCUGUCAACUUGGAGUACGCAGCGAGUUGAUCUCACGCACCGUGCCCUGUCACGGACGCGUCUCUGGGUGAGAGAGAGGAGGAGGAGGACACAGCAACGCUGCUGCUGCUGCUGCUCAAAGCUCCUCCAGAGCGGUUGCAAGUGAUGGCGAGCCAGGGCAAGGGCUGAGCUGAGCUGAAACGUGGUGGCAGAUUUCAUUUCAACUACCAUCGUCCAAAAGUAACAAAGCCAUUGUUUAAGUGGUACCUGCUUUAUUGUUUUACUUGUGUUCACUCAUCCACGCUCAUCGUCGGAUUGGCAUAUGCCGUUCUAUUUAAAGUUCACAUGCGCGCGUCUACAAAAAAAAACAUAGUAACGAAGCAGGUUUAGCAGGCUACAUUUAAGUUACAAUAUUCACUUUACUUAGCUUUUAGUUAUCGGCGUCUGCACUGAGUGAAGAGCGGUGAUGGCACCGGUGGAGCUGACGGGCGUCUCGGCAGCGCCGCUCGUUCUGUGCCUCUGCCUCCUGCUUCUGGGGAUGCUUCUGGGGAUGCUUCUCCUCGCUUCUGCGAAGACUCCGGGCAGCGAGCUUCUCCGCGAGGACAAGGAAGGUUCGCUCGGCCGCUGCAUGCAAGGAUUCAUCUCUGGCAUGUCGUGGCUGCUGGAGGCGGCGCGCUCGCACGUGAAGCGCUGCCUCUGCCCCGCCAAGGAGGACAAGCAGACGCUGGUGGAGGCGCGGCCGCCCGACUACGUGGAGCGCAAGCUGUCGGUGGCCGGGAGCCGGCCCGUCGAGUUCGUGCUGCCCCAGCUGCCAACGAUCGCCAUGCGCCAAGUGCACGUGCAGCAGCAGCAGCAGCUCCAUCACCAGUAUCAGGAGGUGCAGCAGGUGGAAGAAGCUGUGCUAUUUGACCGAAGCAGGGAUGAGAAAAUGCAUAUUGUUAAUGGCAAUGUGGUUGCACUGCCACUCUUCAGCCAAAUUAAGCGUGAACUGGUGGAGGGGACACCAGGAUCUGCCACCGUAGGGCCUGCCGGCCUAGGCCAAGAUAACCCAAGGCGGCGGCCCAGCUCGCUGAACAUCUCACCCGUGGGCACCGCCUCCCGUGGCUCCUUCGCGAGGGCCUCCUCAGUGUGUACGUCCACCUACAGCCCCAAGCCGCAUUCGCCAAGCCCAUCGUGUGGCCAAGCCAGCCGCUCCUUCAGCAUCCAAGGCUCAGAGUGGCACCUCCGCAUGGGGUCACCGGGUGCCUCCAGAAAGCGGCUGCUCGGCAGGCAGCUCUCAGUGCCUCUCACGAUGCAUCCGCAGUCGCCCACGUUUGGACAGCUCUCCCCUCUUGCAGAGGACUACGGGACAUUCCCUACAAAUAUGGACACAACAUACAAAACUGAAGACAGUUUCGACUGUGGGACAUUGGAAGACGUGAUUGUGGAAGGGGGGCAGCCAAGUGGCAAGCUACAUGUGCAGCUCCGGUACGACCAGACCAUGCAACACGUGUGGAUAAUGGUGGUGCAGGUUCAAAACCUCGUGCUCAAGCCGAGCAAGGCUCCGCCGAGCCUCUACGUGAAGGGCACGGUGCUCGCUGACAGGCGGUGGACUUUCAAGACCAACAUGAAGCCCAACAUCAGCAACCCGAGGUACGACGAGAUGUUUGUGUUCAACAUUGAGCCCAAAGCGAUGCAGACGGCCAAGCUGGAGUUACAGGUGGCCACCAGGAAGCCCCGCAAAGAGAUCCUGGGGAAGACGACGAUCAGCCUCCACAGCCUGGGAGAGGAGGCAACGGAUCACUGGCUGGAGCUCUUCUUUCAUCACGCCACUAUGGACAGAGGGGAGCUGUGUGUGUCCAGCUGUCUCGACCUGCAAAAGGACACCCUUACGCUGCACAUUAAGGAGGCACGCGACCUCCGCAAGUCCUACUCGACCACCCCAGGCAAUGCAUUCGUGAAAGCCACCAUGCUCAUAGCGGACAACAAGGUGGAGAGGAGACAGACGCCACUGAGUGCCGUGGUACAUGGCGGCGUCAGCUGGAACCACCCCAUCAGCCUCCCGGCCGAACACCGGCACCACAAGUUCCGCGGAGUGAGCGUCGAGCUGCGGGUGUUCUACCGCGACUCGCUCCGCCGGGCACACCUACUGGGCCAGGUGACCCUGAACUGGGAUGCAGAAGGCUCAUGUUUGGAACAGUGGAAGGAGACCAUCAGAAACCCGGACAAAGUCUUAACCUACUGGCACAAGCUGAAUGUGCCUGAUUCACAUACCAUGAGAUUUUGAAGGGAAAAAAACUAAUCCACGCCCCCCCCCCCCCCCCCCAAGAAAAUAACACCAUUGUUGGUUCACAGCAGAUAAAUUAUGGAACUGGUCUCACAACAAUAUAUAAUGCAACCAUUGUGGCUACCCACAAGUAUUGCAAGAGGCAGCUCAAAAGAAUGUGAUGGACCAUUCAUCCCUCCUGAUCUGUAACCCAGCCAAACCACUAGAUUCAGCCUUUCAUUGGGUUCUCAAUUGCCGGACUCUUCGUCCACGUCAUCUAAUCCCUCUGGCCAAAUCACCCAGAAUGCACCCGAUCUUGUCAGAUCUUGUGAGAUCUCAGCAGCUAAGCAGGUUGAGCCUGGAUAGUUGCAACAUUGGGAGACAUCCUAAACAACUGUGCAAUAAUUACAUGUAAUUAACGAAGUUCAGAAUGUGUAGGGUGUGGCUAUGACACGUGUAAGUCAAAGCACAGGGAGUGUAAUCUGUAUCGCCUUACGACUGAUUUGAAGAAUAUUGUUACAGGCUUACAUAUCAGAGUAACUUGACUCGUCUAAUAUACGAGCUGAAAAAUAAUAAUGUGCUGCUUUAAAUCCCCAAAACUGCAUGAAACAUUGAUGCAUUUUACAAAGUACCUCGCAAUGAUUGUACAACGUGAGCCAUGAUAUAGAUUAUAGACACAUUCAGACUAAUUAGGAGUUGUACGGGGCUGAUGAAUGUGUUAAUGUGCGACUGUUAUCUUUUUUUUGCUGCUAAUAAUACUUUGCUUUUGUCAAAUUCAAUGUUAUUAUCUUCAAACACAAGUGUGUUUAAGCAUAUAUAUUUAUGAUGACUAGGUUUCAUUGGGUAAAUGUUAUAUUAUAUAUCAUUCUAUUAAUAGGUUAUUCGAAUUAUGUACACAUUUCCUGGUAACAGAUGCAAGCAAAAAAAAGUGGUAUUUUUCAGAAAAAUGUGUUUUAAGGGUUUUUAUCAAUUUUGCCUUCAUCUAGUAGUGGAUUGACCGUGGCUGAUGAUGAUUGGUGUUGUAUUCGAGAAAUACCUUUACAUA
This is a messenger RNA of Petromyzon marinus (sea lamprey), 3556 nucleotides long. Its product is annotated as synaptotagmin-6-like. The record is from RefSeq and is a predicted model, not a curated record. NCBI's taxonomy places the organism in Eukaryota, Metazoa, Chordata, Hyperoartia, Petromyzontiformes, Petromyzontidae. Gene Ontology annotation, cellular component: nucleus.